Haplochromis burtoni (Burton's mouthbrooder) is the source of this 16541-nucleotide messenger RNA. It is a transcript of the gene nova2, whose product is annotated as NOVA alternative splicing regulator 2. Gene Ontology annotation, molecular function: mRNA binding. NCBI's taxonomy places the organism in Eukaryota, Metazoa, Chordata, Actinopteri, Cichliformes, Cichlidae. Bases 1122 to 2681 code for a protein of 519 amino acids. Gene Ontology annotation, biological process: mRNA splicing, via spliceosome; regulation of alternative mRNA splicing, via spliceosome. Gene Ontology annotation, cellular component: cytoplasm; nucleus. The transcript has 5 exons. The record is from RefSeq and is a predicted model, not a curated record.
UUGUCUGUUUGCUUGAGCGCAUUACGCAUCGUUUCUCUUUGGCCUGUUUAGCUUCGGCUAAAGCUUUUCCUUGCUGUAUUUCAUUUAACCUCAUUCGGUGCAACUAAAUUUGAGUCUUGGAUCACGAGAUUGUGAAAAGUGUUGUAAAACAGCGCGGCUGAUUAUUCAUAAUUAAUAUAAAAAAGGUCUUUUUUUAAAUAACGUGCAGAUUUUGCAAAGUGGGACAUUUGUCCCGUGAAAUGGGGAACUGAACAAAGUAAAAAGCAACAAUUAUUUUUGGUAAAACGUCGGAAAUCCGAGGGUGCAGAAAACGAGAAAGGUAUCACGAGGCCCUGUGACGUCAGCCGCUCCCCUGCGCUUCCUCCAGCAGCCAGUCAGCGAAGGGAUGCUCUGAACGCAAGACUGCAGCAUCUUCACCGAGAGAACGAGCAGGACAAAACGUCUCUUUCUCUGUCUUCCUCCAGCUCCGAAUCUCCGGACCCUUCUCACCCACCCGUCACCCCUGGGUGUCUUCGCGACUGGAGCCAGGAAAGGAUAAGAAGAACGAAAUUCUAAUAGCCUAAGAAUCGGAUUUUUUUUCUAUUAUUGUUAUAAUUGCUUCACCGAUCACCCUUUCCUUUCUUCUCUCUUCGGCUGAUUUCGCCUCUUUGCGCUUUGCGUUGUGUUUUUGUUUUGUUUUGGUUAUUGUUCCGUUUCGCUGGUUAUUGCAGAGGAGCGCCACCAUCCUGUACCGCCUGACAUGAGUACUGGUUGCAGCGGAAUGAUACACAUAUCCUAGCCCGCUUAUCUGAAGGUUGAUGGAACUGUGACGCUCCACUGGCACGUUUUCAGUAGCCUAGAAGUCGCUCCAUCUGCAGAGGUCUCCCGUUUUCUCCCUCUCUGAGCCGCUCCAGCGUUUCUUUCUUUCUGCCCCUGCGCAGCAUCUCUCUGUACGCACGGCGCACCACGGAGAAACGCGCAGCUAACCUACCCCGUUCGUAGGAAACAGGCGUAUUUUGCAAUUCCUAAAUCGCUUUUACCCUCUCCAAGGACUCAUCUGCACGGCUACGCUGCGUAAAAAAAAACGGAAAGGGGGGAUUUAAACGCAAACGCAGCCUAAGCAUCCAAGAGCAAGCUCGAAAAUGAUGGCCGGCGGAGCAGUACAACAAAACGGCAUUUUCUCAAAUCCUCACCAUCACAAUCAACAACCACACAUGGAGUCCGAUCCCCCGGACUCACGUAAAAGACCCCUGGAGACCCCAACGGAAGCCAGCAGCACCAAACGUACAAACACGGGAGUGGCCUUCCUGCAGCCCCUAUUUGAAACUGAAGGCAUUGUAUUCCCUCACCAAGAAACUGAGACUCAUGAGGAAGGCGAGUACUUCCUGAAGGUUUUGAUUCCCAGCUAUGCGGCGGGUUCAAUCAUCGGGAAGGGAGGUCAGACCAUCGUCCAGCUCCAGAAAGAAACUGGCGCCACCAUCAAACUGUCCAAAUCCAAAGACUUCUACCCCGGCACAACAGAGCGUGUGUGUCUGAUCCAGGGGACUGUGGAGGCACUGAAUGGUGUCCAUGACUUCAUCGCUGAGAAGGUGAGGGAGAUGCCUCAGAGCACUCAGAAGACAGAGCCGGUGAGCAUCCUGCAGCCGCAGACCACCGUCAACCCGGACCGAGUCAAACAGGCCAAGCUGAUCGUCCCCAACAGUACAGCAGGAUUGAUCAUUGGUAAAGGCGGAGCUACAGUCAAGGCAGUGAUGGAACAGUCUGGGGCGUGGGUCCAGCUAUCCCAGAAGCCAGAAGGUAUCAACCUGCAGGAGCGUGUGGUCACCAUCAGCGGCGAGCCCGAACAGAACCGGAAAGCAGUGGAGAUCAUUGUCCAGAAGAUCCAGGAGGACCCGCAGAGCUCCUCGUGCCUCAACAUCUCCUACUCCAACAUCACAGGGCCAGUCGCCAACUCCAACCCCACCGGCUCACCGUACGCCAACUCAACCGAGGUCAUGCCAGCUGCCGCAGCCGCUGCCGCGGCUACGGCUUCUUCUCUGCUCGGCCAGGCAGGCCUGGCUGGGGUUGGAGCCUUCCCAACCACUAUGUCCAGCCUAUCAGGCAACGACUUGCUCGCCAUCACUUCUGCCCUCAACACUCUGGCCAGCUAUGGUUACAACACCAACUCUCUGGGCCUGGGGCUCAACCCUGCUGCUGCUUCAGGGGUUCUAGCCGCAGUAGCGGCUAAUGCAAAUCCAGCAGCAGCUGCUGCAGCUAAUUUGUUAGCAUCCUAUGCCAGCGAUGCAUCCACCAGCGCUGCUCACCCUGCAGCCAGUCUUGGAGGCUUCUCUCUGGGAUCCCUAGCUGCUGCUACAGGGGCCACCAAUGGUUACUUAAGCGCUGCUUCACCACUUGUGGCAUCAUCUCUACUGGCCACAGAGAAGCUAGCAGAAGGAGCAAAGGAAGUGGUUGAGAUCGCUGUGCCAGAAAACCUAGUGGGAGCCAUUCUGGGGAAAGGAGGGAAGACGCUAGUGGAGUACCAGGAGCUGACUGGCGCCAGGAUCCAGAUCUCCAAGAAGGGCGAGUUCAUUCCUGGAACUCGGAACAGGAAGGUGACCAUCACAGGUUCCCAGGCCGCCACACAGGCUGCACAGUACCUGAUCAGCCAGCGAAUCACCUACGAGCAGGGGGUACGCGCCACCAACCCACAGAAGGUGGGCUAAACCUGACAGCCGAUGAGAAACGAGGAGGAAAAGAGGAAAAAAAAAGAGUGGGGGCUUGGGGGAGGAGUAUAAAAAAAGUGAGAAUGGAAAAAGGAGAGGAGAGCAAGAAUGUCGGAAGGAAUCGUUCGCACCGUUUUCUUCUGCGUGUUUUCAGUAUUCUCUAUUAAAAAAAAUUUUUUUGACGCAAAGCAAAAAUGUGCUGAGAAGACGAGGAGGGAGAGGAGCGAGUUAUUACGCUGAAAAACCAAGAAAAAAAUGUGCAAAAUGUAAAUAAGGUUUUAUUACUUAACGUCUUGACCUUUUGGGAUUUUUUAUUGUUUUGUUUAUUGUUUUAUUGUUUUGUUUCGUUUAGUAAAUUAAGCUGUCUGUUUGUUUGUGUAUUGUGUGGACAGAGCUGAAUGCCAUGUAGACAGGCCGACUGCCUGAGAGGCUACAGGAAGUGGGGGGAUGGAGGGAAGGGCAUGGGUGCGGCAAGGCGGAGGGUUGGGGUUUACAGGGUUCAGCCCUCCACCGCCCCCGAACCCAAUACGGAAACAACCCUUAGCCCUCCUUCCCCCUGCAGGCCACACCCAUCACCCUCCAGUAGGGUUUUUGUUUUUUCUUCUAGGAGAUUUACCCCAAACCCCUCGCCCCACCUCCCUUGAAUGCCCCUCUCACUUUUUGCUCCCCUGACCCGCCCCUCUCCCUUUUACAAGGGUUUUAUAACAAACAAGACUGCAAACCUCAGCCUGGUGUGCGAGAGAAGAAAUGCCCUUGACUCCUCCCCCACCGCCGACACCUUCUAUUACUUCACCCGCAUAUGAUCGUACCUCCCUCCUCGUCCCCUCGUCUGGGAGAUGAAGGGUGAGGUGAAAUUGGGCAGAGGUGCGGGGAAAGAGAAUCAACCGGGCACUUUUUUUUCUUUUGCACACCUUCCCAUACCUGUGAUGUAUCCCACAAGCAGUGCAGCGCUGCAGGGGUGUUACAGCAUGUGACGCCCACCCCCACGUGUGGCUCUAAUGUCUCAGAUAGAAAGGCGAAGCGCACGCCGAUGACCUCACAUAGUGAAAAACCCAUAAACGACAAGAGCGAUACAGCGCAGGCUGCGGCAAACACACAGGAUCUAUGGCAUUUUUUGCAGUCUGCUGUGAUAAUUCUAUUAACUAUAUUGUCGAUAUAGGAAUCAUUACCUUCGUCAUUAUUUAUUAAUGAGUUCACCCAUAUAAGGCUCAGUUGUGUUUUUUUUUUAAUCUGUGAAUUCAGGUUGACAUGAAUGUAAAUGAGACUAUUUUUGAUUUGAUUCUUUUGUUUUAAUUUAAGUGGAUUGAAGAUGAAUAGUAAUGUCACAUAGUGUAAUAUAUGUCUUAUUUAAGUCCAGUAAGAAAGCCACCCCAGGCAUUAGGAUCAUUACAGUGAAGGAUCACCUUAUAUAUCCAGUCAAAGAAAAGAACAGGGAACACACACAGACACGCACACGUUUUCACACUGAAACAGAACAUUAUGAUGCCAUAUUUGGUGCUAGAAAAGGGAAAUCACCAUAUCUAUGAUGCAGACUGCAGUAAGACUUCUAGAUUAGCAAGAAAAGCUCUAAACCUCUCGUACCACAGGCUGCAGUGCAGCUGAAUUAACCUACCUGGUUAUCAUGCUUAGCUCCUAGCUCAUGCUGCAAAAGAUCACUGCUGUUUAUAUGCCCUGUUGCAGUUUGCCUGCAUUGUAAAGUUGUAACUAAAAUGAAUAAUCCAGUUGAACUGAAACUAAUUCUCGGAUAAACUGCUGCUCGGCCUGUGGACGCCCGAACCCUUCGGAUUAACCCAAACCACAGACUAGAUAGAGUGAGAGCAAUUAAGACUAACAAGAUACUACUGAGAAAUGCAAACAUUUAGUCGGAGGUAACACUGAAACGUGACAAAGGAACGUCGUUUAUCUGGGGUCCACUGCUGAAUCUGCAAGCCUCGCUAGUAGAUUUGCUUUUUUACGGCAGCGUGCAUAUCAGUAAUGGAGAUAAAUAGGCUCACUGACCUUUGCUCUUAUCACGCAUCCGUCCAACUGCCAAUGAGAUGAAGGGCAGAUGAGAGAUUUUUAACAUAUGUCCUGGGAGCUGAGCUCAUUUCUGCCUCUGGCAAGCUGUAGGUCUCCCUCGGAAACGGAUUUACUGCCCACUGUAGACCCAGGAGGCUGCUGAAGAUGCUGUUGUUUCUUCUGUUGUUGAGUUUUUUUUGUUUGUGUCGUGUUAUUUUUGUCUGUUUUUUUUAACAAUCGGAGUACACUGAAUUUUUUUUGUCUUAAUGCACUGUGAAGCGAGGGAGAGUUUCUCUCGACCUAUGAGGUCAGGGAUGUGUGCUAUAGAUGGCAUCGUUGACUGGAUGGUUUUUUGUAUGGCAGGGAAAAAAACACGCAUAUAUGAAAUAUAUGUAGAAUGCAUAUGAAGAACUUCACCGGAAAUGCACAUCAUAUCUGAAUAUUGACGGAGGUGAAAGAGACUAGGUCGAUGAAGAGGAUCAAUCAAUUGAGGUCAAUUAGAUCCUACUUACCUGUUAUCUUGGAAAAGUGUUUCGUAAUUAGGGGGCAGGAUGUUGGGGAGUGUUAGGUGUCCAGUAGUAGAUUAAAGAGACUGGAACAAAUUCUAAAUUCAAUAUCCUAUCGCAGCUGUGUCUUUCUCACGUACUGCACAUCCAACAGGCAAGUCCCUGGACAGAGAUUUAAUUCUAACAGUAGCUGAAGUAUGACGGAAUGUAAAAGGCCAAAAAUGAGGAGGGGGUGCAUUUGAUUUAUUGACCUAAAAGCCUGGUGAGGGGAGGGAACACCUCUAAGACUAAACAAACAGACCUUUUGAUUCUUUUGAAACCAAUCCGACCCAAAAUCCUCCACUGUGCUUUUGAAUGUGUCACUCUCUGUUGGAGCGCCAGUGAGGGUUUAUCUCCACAGCUUGGUAAGGAGGCUUCUUUACUCCCAUCUAACACCAUCCACACUCUCCUCACCCUCCCACCCGUCCUCAGUUUUCCAGUGCACUCCCAUCCUGACACCCCCUCUCCUCCUACCACAUCGCUCCAUGGGUGACUAUGUCUGGUGUUACGAUCAAUGCAUGUCUGCUGCUUGCCCCGACAAACGCCACAGAUUGAGCCUCUUCUCUCUUUGCCUCCUCGGGCAGCUGAGGCUCGGGCCACCAAAUGCGACACUAUCAGAAAAUAACCACGCCCGAAGAGGAAGUCAUAGCUGGCAGGGCACAGUGCAUAAACACUCUUAUUUGUAGUUUGUACUUCAUAACAGUGACGAGAUACAUUACUAGCUUGGAAAACAUUGCACAAACACACACAUAUUUCGAGGGAAUAAUUUCUCUUUGAUAGGGUUUGACUGGAUUUUAUUGCAAAAGCCAGUGUGCUUUUGCUCUGCUAUGGAAAUAUACUGUGCUGAAUGCAUUCAGUAGGCUGAUUUCCAUUUCAUUUAGAGUAAGAUUUGCCUUUUUUCUGCAGGUAGACUCAUUUAUGGACUUAAUAUCUAUUGAGCAAUUUUGGAAAAUAAUUUUAGGUUUGUUGGUCAGACAAAACAAGCAAUUUGUCACAUGUAGUUGUUUAGCGGAAACAAUAAUUACUCAGGUAAUUUAAAGAUUUUGAAUGCUAAUUAAUUGAAAGUCAUGUGGCCGUGUUUCCUCCCCCUGCUUUGGAAAGCGUGCAUGCAGCACAGUAUGUUUACAGUGGCAAAACUGCACUGAAAUUUCUUAUAUAGGUGCCAUUUGAUUUAAUACUUUAAUUCUUUUUUAUCUUAUUAAUUAAACCUUAGGAUGACUGUCUUUUACACAGCAGCUAAUCUCUUUAGUUAUCAUAACGUUAGGGGAUUGAGAUAAAAUGUGACAAGUACUAGAAGCAAUACAUGUUGUGUCGUCCCGUCCCUUAUCCUCUGUGUGCCGUAGGAGCUUUUGGAUUUACCCGUAGAUGUUGGAUAGGUUUACACGAGUAAUUUUUUUUUCAAUUUGUGGAAGAUGCUGCUAUUUAAUAAUAAUAACAAGAAAAAAAAAUACAAGGUAAAAACAUAUCGAAAUCUGUCCUUUAGCUGGAGAGGCUAGUUGCAAGCAGUGUAAUACACGCUCUGUUAUAAGCUGACAAUAAGUUAAUAAGAGCAUAAUUUUAACCUGAACAAGUAAAACCUGUGCCAAAACAGAACUGUAAAUGUGUUGAUUUAAAUCACAUUAGGUAAGAGGAGACAUACUUUUAUAUUAAGAAAAUGUGAAAAGUGCCAAAUGAACCAUAUUUAUAAAUCAAUACAUAGGGGGUCAGUUUUUGAGAACUAGGUACACUAACAGACAAAGCGCUUCAGUAUAGCAGUUUGUUCAAUCCCUCUUCACUCCUGCCACAAGACGAGGGACCGCCAUGUUAGCCAAGUGUUAGCCUGUCCUCUGGGAACUACUCUUCCCAGGAUGCAACAGCACUAUGACUCUGGGGCUAGAGUAUCAAUAUAGUGAUAGGUUAGCAUAAUAAUGCUAAAAAAAAAUGUGACUAGAUAGCAUUCUUAAACACAGCCUUUUAUAGUUACGAUGAAGAUGUAUUUUGUGGAAAUAGAUGUUAUCUUUUUUGCACGUCUAUAUUGCAUGAUAUCAAAGUGAAGCGUGGACAAAAAAAAAAAAAUCAAAGAAACAAAAAAAAGAAAAACCAUGUAGGAAGUGUGUGUUGUUCAUUUUUCGGAGACAAAUCUUUGCAUGCCGAUAAGGGUAGAGCAUUUUGGUAUUGUUUUACACGCGUUCAGAUGUUCGUUGUUUUUCGAUGCAGUCGCGUCAAGUCCCGGUCCACCUGCUGCAGGUGAAGACGAUGUUUGAUUUCGAUGUCACGACCGAGUGAGUAUUUUGUCGCUAAGCUGUCUAACCUUCCUCAGAGGGAUACGAACAAAACUCUCGAACAAACCUAAGACUAUUUUGCUACUUGUUGAGCGAGCUUGGACUAAACGCUUCUCAGUUCCUACUUAACUUUUGAACAAUUUUUUGAAGAAAAAAAAAAUCUGGAUUUAUUUUCAAAUAAUAGACUGAGAUUGUCCAUGAAUGUACUCACCUCUCCAUAAGUUUGCAUAUCACUCUUCUGACCACUGGCGUGCAGUAGAGGCUUACAUGUGUUUUAGUGUGUCUCUGUAAUCUAACCUUACUAACCCCUCGACGCACUCUGUCAGGCUCUCAGUAUUAAUAUGUUGUCUGUCCUUUGAGCCCCCACGCUCUGAGCUCUGGCUUGUCUUGUCAUUGAAUUGCACCUUAUUGACCUCAAAUAUGACAUGGAGCAUCUCUGGUCCCGCCCCUCGUGGUCGCGAGUGACUCGUAAAGAGAGACAGUGUGUGAGAAAGAGGUGAAAGAUCCCCUCCCUUACUUUUAAAUCCAAAAUAACGCACAGACACACUAUGCUGUGUGCUGCACCGCCUGCCUCCCUCGGGUGACUUGCUGCAGAAUUUGGGACAGAUUGUGUUUUCACUCCCUUAACAUGCAAUCCAAGGCUCUGAUCUCGGGGAGAGAGAGAAAAAACAGCACUGAACAUUGCCAGUGUGGGUUUUGAAUCCUGAUCCCCCUCCUCCCCUCUCUCUCUGUCUCUCUCUGUCCUAAGUUUCCCAGUUCAGUUUAAUUAGAUGCUAUUGGCUUCGGUGUCAAAUUUUUUUGUUUUUUUGCCAAAGUCUCUCUCCGGAUUUGCAGUGCGGUCAUGCUUCGUAUACUGACAGAUGUUGUCAUGGGAAGUGGCCCGCUGUUCACAAAACUAACUGAGAUGGGGAAACGAUCGGGAUUUCCAUUAUUGCUCCUCAGUGACACGUUUGCACUAAACCUUCUGCUGUUACAGUGCACGGCACGCCGAGCUGAGGUGGGGGUCAGUGUGCGAGACUACUGUAGAUGGUAGCCUUACUGUAGGUGUUCAUUCAGCAUUGUAUUUAGAUGUGCAUGCUCCUCUCUCUCUCCCGCCCUCUGAGUUUGUCUGCUUUAGGCCCGCUCCGUGGUGUCUGUGUUGCGGUGUAGCCGGCUAGCCAUGUUUUAUUCAUGUCUUAUUUUUGUUGGCUUUUGUUUUUACUGUAACGUGUAGAGGAAUGCAAACUCAAUUCUAACCUGCUCGCCAGGUGACCUCAUUGCUUCUCAGUGGGUGUGUGGCUCUCCGACAUAGUCCCCAGCUCUUGUUCUCUGCCCCCCGCCUACCCUCCACCGCCACGCCUACCUCCACAAACCCACUCUCACCCACACCCACCACCUUUUCAAAACAACAUCUAAGACAUCUUUUGGGACCCCGCUCCCCACCCCCUUUUCCACCCUUCUUCCUCCCCCAACUCGGGCCCCAUCGAAGCACCAGCAACUGUAGACUGCAUUUGUCAUAUCACUGUUUUUCUGUUCCUUCUCUCGUUUCUCUGUUUAUUUUUUUCCUGGUUUUGAUUUGUACUGUAUGCUCUAACCCAAACCAGUUUUAACAAAAUGCCAUUUUCUGUAUGUAGCCUGUUUACCCUACUCCACCCCCACCCCCCCUACACACACACACACACACACACACAAACACAAUAUCCUCCAUGCCCUCUUUUUUUGCACUUUCACUGCCCACUCCUCCUCCUCGCCCAAACAUACACACACUUUCCUCCUCCGCCUCCCACGAGUCUCUUCUCUCGAGUGCCAAAAUAGAACAGAGAGGAAAAAAAAGCAAAACAAAACAAAAAAAAAGACAACAACAACAACUACUACUACCAUUCCAAGCGUUUCUUUGAGUUGUUCUUGUGUGUCGGACAUCCAUCCUGGAAGCACCCAUGAAGCCAGCAUGCUCCGCCCUCAUAACAUGAUGUCGCUCAUGACGCCUCAACUGAACAGCACCUUGCCCCCCACCACCACCACCUCCUCCUCCUCCUCCUCCUCCUCACCACCCCCACAGAGCUAAACCCGACAAGGAUUAACCCUUCUGCAGGUUGGCUACCUACCUACUGUCCUGCCUCUCAACCUACCUUAAAAAAAAAGCCCUACCGCUCAUGCCAGCUGCUUUCCUAAUUCUGUCAUUUCUUCAGCCUGUGGGACUUCAUUGAUUGUGUGCCAUAGUGUUGGGGGCACCUUUCACUCUCCUCACCUCCCCCUUCUUUCUAUACCCCCACCCCACCUUUCUCUCUCUCUCUCUCUCUAUAACCCCUCUCGCUCUCGCUCCAUUUGAUUUUUCUCGAUGGGAAAGAUUAAAAAAACCUCCAUUUUCUAAUGAUGAUUUUUUUUGUUGUUGUUUAACAUCCAAACCACGCACGCCGACACAUGCACCGCCCCCAGUGCAGUGGUGUGGGGAGUGUUUACGCACCGUCAGCUGCGCAGCCAUCCUCUGUCUUCUUGAACUUUUUGAACUUUCACCCCCUCAUGAACUUUAUUGACCUUCUUCCUCCUCCUCCUACCCCCCUUCUGUGUUCAUCCAACUGUUUGGACGAUAACUCUCCAUUCCAUCCCCAAAACCUCUCUGAGACUGUGCAAUGCUAGCUGAUAUGAUUGGAUUUUUUUGUUUGUUUGUUUGUUGCUCACCAUUGGGGACAGUUCUCUGAGCUAUAAGUCAAAAAAGAACAAAAAAAAACAUAUGAAAGGACGAAAAAAAUAUUUUAAAAAAUGCAGACAAACAAAAAAAGGAUAAAACACUAAACAAUUGUUUCUCCACAAUUUCAUUUUUUUUCUCUCUCAUUGUAAAUAUUUUUGUCAGAUUUUUUGCCGAGGUGUAAAGAGAGAAGUGUUGAGCAGAAAGGGGCGGGCAGCAUAAAGAGAAACUAGUGGACGCGGUAGACGAUCGUAACACUUUUCAUCCUCUGUAUCCGAUACUUAGGUCUGCCUGUAUAAUCGGCUAUGCUAGUUCUACUGUGUUAACCUGUGCUGUUGUUAUUAGUGUUGAUUUACCUACUGUAUUCGCUGUUUAGCGUUCAUGUCGGCUAGCCAACUUUUUAGAUAAGUGUGCUCAUCAAAUAAUAAUACUAAUCUUGAGAAAUAGUCCGAGCCAUUCUCAACGUAGGCUUGCUUUUGUACAUUUGUUGAUGUUUCUUAACAGUGAGUUGUAGUGGCACUAGUAUCUUUUUAAUCAUCAAGCCAUAGUGAUUGAAAACGCUUGGUCAUGUUAGAGACAUAUCAUCGUGGAAGACGGCUCGACUCAGCUCCUCCAAGUCGGAGAAAGAAAAACAAAAACAGGGAGGCGGAGGCAGAAAAUUGAAAAACAAAAGAAGAAGAAAUUAAGCUUCUCCCGGGCUACAAAAUGAGGAAGAUGAGCUGCUAACUUUUGUGCAAUACAGUCCUAGUUUACAUAACAUAGAAGGAUAGUUUAGAGAUGAUUAACCUCUGCAGGUGCCGCUCAACCACUCCGCUGCCUGCAGAACCAAACUUGUAUCAUAUCUCCAUAUUUCGCCUCCACAUCAAAGACAUGUUGAAACUAUUAAAGUGACUGUGUGAGAUUAGACUCCACCAUUUCAUUGCAUUGCUCUGAGCUCCACUCUUGAUUUAUGCUGCCUGCCCCAUUGCCCUGAGAACACCACAUGAGCUAUUUAUUUCUCAGACUAUUAUUAUACUAUUAAUAAAUAACAACACAACGAGAAAAAGGGAACGACUGGAAAAAGGUGAAUUAAUAUUAUAAUUGUUUUGUUUUUAUUUUUAGUAUUUAGUGGUUGCUUUUAACAACAUUCAUUAACUGACUUAAAGAUUACUGAAUAUUUAAUGUAAUUGUAGCAUUGUGUUUGUAAAGAGAAAAAAACCUAGUGAGUUGUGUUUCUUGACUUGUGGAUUACCAGUGAAGUGGGCAAUCUAGUGCUAAUAUAUAUGAGGUCUUUUUUUAAGGAUUCUUAUUUUGCGACAGCAACAGCAGUCAUUAUAAAUGUUCAUUUUAGCAUCACCUGUCUUCCGUUGUCUUAUUCUUCACCUUCCACCACACUCUGCAUCAUCACAGUAACACAUCGCAAGUCUGAGGGUGGGGACCGAAUGUGUGUUUGGGCGAAUCGAGGUGCGCGCGCGAGGGUGUGUGUGAGCAGCGUGUGUCGUGAAUGUGUGUUAGUUAACAAACCUGUGUUUAUUUGUGUGUCUAUGCAAAAUAUGGUGCACAUGUGCUUGUAUCUUGCGUGUCUGUCUGCUCACACGUGCGAAUCUGCGUGCGUCUGCGUGGAUGUGUGUGUGUGUGCGAUUGUUGGGUCUGUGAGGGGGGGGUUCGGGGUGGGUGUUGUGUCCAGUGUCCACCAAAAGCUAAAACUUGUCAGGCUUCCAUACUUCCUGAUGGAACCUCCUGACGUUAUAGCUGCAAACCCUCAUCAUGUGAUCUGACUCAACUCGACUGUCCAUAACCCCUUCAGUCACCUGACCAACCAAAUCAACCAAUCACUGUCCACCACUACCGCCUUCCCCCUGCGCCAUCCUUUGCUGCACACCACGUCAGCCCCAUGUGAUGUUCUCCAUUGAUAACAUACUACUGUCACAAUCUACUGUUACAUGCUGACAGAUCUGGGGAUAAAUACGCUUGCUUUCGUUCAUUCGAGGUGUUUUCACCUUUGAGAUUAUUACUAAGCGCUCCUUAAAUCAAGGCAAGUGUCCCUCAGGUUGUUUGACUUUGAAAGGAUCAGUUCACCCAUAUUUAAUGUUUGCCCAACAAGUGCAAUAUCUGUCAAUAAUUUAUGCUCCAAAACGCUGGAGGUGAAUGAAGUUAAGUCCGUGGUGGUGCUCACAGCAUUAAAAAUGCAUAUGUAAAUUUAAUUCACAUUUGUGUGCAUAUAUUUCUGAGGAAACCACAGCCCUCGCUGCAAACAGCUUUGCUGUAGUUUCUGGGACUGAUAAGUCAAAACACUACAUGAGUCAAAAAGACAGGUGCUGUCUAACCAUCUAAAAAAAUUUGAAUGUGACUUGAACAGUUUGGGAGAUUUUAGCUGUACAGAAGUCAGAUUUCUCUUAAAUAAUAAUGAAGGAGAUAGGCUACAUUUACCAAAUAACAGCAAUGCCCUUCUCUGUUAUACAAGAAACUCCUUGUGAAUAAUUUUAUGUAGAAAGUAUUUUCUCUCUGCCAAACUACACCUGCUAACUGUGGAAGGAAACGUGCAUCUACCUGUGACAAGACAGCUGAGCUGUGAUGAUGGUUAGCUACAUGUUUCCUUUAAGUGGCAGAUAUAGUUCCAUAGAAGUGAAAUAAAAAUUACAUCAAAGAUAAUAAAGAUAAUUUUUUGUUGGUUUUUUAGUAAUCUUUUCAAACUCUAAGAAAAUAGCACUCGACAAGUACAAAUUUGGAUUUAUAACAUUGAAAUUUUGAGGUACAUAACUUGAAAUGUUGAGAUGAUAAUCCAGCCUAGCAAAAAUAAAUAAAUCAGCAACUUAAACAGGCUUCAGUAGUUACUGCCGUGGUGUCAUCCAAUCAUGUUUUUUGGUUCCUUGAUCACCACAGCCUGGGUCCCGCAUAGUUUUAUUACACCGAAAAGCUGGCAUCUCCAAAAUUGGGCAGCUUACACCAAAUAAAUCGAGAUGGAUAAAUAACUCUACGGCCCAAAAUGUCAAUUUGAUUUUGAGAAGAACUGUACCUCUAAGUAAGAAACUAUUUCUUGGAUAGCUUGGAUGAACUGACCCGUUAAUCAGCCUGAGGUGGACUUGUUCCGUUUAAUUUCUUCAGCGUCAUUUAAUGAAAUUUAGUUUGUUUUCCCCAGAACUGCAUAUUACAUUUCUACUGUUCAUACUACUGUACGUGCUGCAUACUACCUUACCAGGUCAGAAUCCACCUUAACCUGUCUCCAUGCCAACCACAGAGGAGCCAGUUGCAUGGCAACCGGCUUCCGCCACAACAAAACAACCUACCAACCAGCCAUCUUUCUCAACUGAUGAGGCCACGCCCACCUGACUAUGAUCGCUCCGUAGAAGAAGAGAUAGAGGAAGAGAGAGGAUAGGAAGAAGGGAUGACAGAUGAAAGAGAUGUAGUUGUGAUUCUCAGGGUGUCUUAUAUAGAUCUACUGUUUAGUCUGUUCUCCAGUCUCUCACUGGUGUCCUGUUGCCCCUAACUGAGCCCAAAGACGAUCAUGUCCUCCUCUGAUAAAGUCCUUGUUUGAUUGACUACUGACCAAUUCCUCUCCAUCAGUUGAUUGAUAGUAUUGAUUGACCAAUUCUCUUGAGAGCUUGAGCUGAAAGGAGCUCAGCACUGUAACUAAUGUUUACAACCCAAAUGAGACCAACAACGCUGUUGAAAGAAUGUCUAGGACUUAAAAAAAAGGGAAAAAAAAGAAAAAAAGAGAGACAAAUCUCUGAAGAGUACUUAUUUCUAAAUGAUGGAACUUUUCGCUUACUUUCUAUGUGACAUGAGGUAAUGUAAUUUUUUUCAGUCAUUGCAUGUGACUAUUUUUAUUUGCAAUGAAACUGUUAGAAUGGAUGGUACAUUUGUGACGUCAGUGCAACGUUCAGACACCGACGCUAGAAGUCAGCCGGUGUCUACUAAGUGUUUUCAUGUCGCCGUGAGGAGUGCUUAUGGACCAAUGAAUGCUAAAUGUGUGACCAUACAAAGCUGUAAAGGUUUUGUUUAUUUGUACAUGGUUAUGGGUAAAAUAAACCAUUGAAGCAAAUUAACAUCUUUAGUCUUAAGGAGUAAGCCCUCACACGUUUAUUUGUAAAGUCAGUGCCGAGAAAGGUACUUUGGAUAAUGCAGUCGAGGUAAGUUUCAACAGUUAAAGCUGGUGAUGUGCUUCCAUUCAAACACUCGGAGGGCUCGAUGUAGUUGUGUCAAAGUGUUAGAGAGGGUCAAGAACGAAAGAAAAUCAGGGUUCGAUCCACUUCCACACAUCACCAUCCUCCCUACGACAGGCAUCACAAUCAAGAAGGGGUGAGCUUCAACUCUCUGACAUAUCCAUCUACCCACAAUCCUCCUGUGCACCAGAGUCAUCCGAUCAACAAACACCUGCACCCCCGCAUCCACCAUGUCAGCUCCUGUGACCUCUGGCCAAAUCGUCUCAGCCCUCUCCAUGCCAUCGGCUAAGUGGCUAGUGGCUUUUUGAGCUGUUGUUGCAAAGCCUCCUGGGAAAUGGAGUCACAAACAAUUCACAGCAUGGUCUGACCAACCUCUUGUCACUCUCCUCCCACACACCUUUCUCCAUACGCCACUAAAGAAGUUCCUCCGGCUUCCAGCGAGAAGGUCAUGCCAUUUUGUUCCUGAUGGGUUAGGUCGCCACAAACAAGAACAUAUACGGGCUUUCCGGGCAGCUAAAAUACAAUAUGGAAAAAAUGGGUAAAAGUGACUUUUUACAGUCAAUUCUUACAUAAUACAUUCAGUAUUAAGAUCUAACCACUGAGAUGUUCAUCGCUACACUUUGCACUAUAAAUGCUAUGUGAAACUUUACUUUUUUUGUUGUUUAUGAAGCUAGAAGUGCUGUUGGAGCAGCAACUACUUUAUUGGUAGACUUUAGCCUCAAACGUGGAAACGCUGAAAAACAGUGGGGUUGGCAAAAAAGUUCAGUCACAGGCUCAAAAUAAUAGGGCACAUUUCAGAAACUAUACCUCAAGUACAGUGAUUUACCGGUCAUAUAAAAAUUUACAACCGAUAUUCAGGGUUUAAACUAUUAACUUUAGGGUCCAAUCACACUGUUGCACUACUAUAGAACUCGACCUGACCUGAUGUGGCUCUAAAAUGAAGCUGUAGAUACAAACAAGUCAAAACUCCUUUAGAAGUACAUGACUUAACUGUCUGUACAGCUAACAGCAUCUUCUUAACGGCAUUUCCUGCGCAGGAUGUGACAUAUAAAAAAUACAUUUGACUUAAUUAAUUCUAAAUGAUGCAACUCAACCAAAUUGAUCACUAUAUUAUAACAUUAUUUCUGACUAUUAUGACCAAAUACCACAAAUAUGCGUGCCAGGCUCUCCGACAAAUCAGUUCAAACUGAACUUACUGACAAAAGCAUCAGUCACAGAGACCUAGACACCACCUCCCUGUCACCAGGUAUAACUGGUCACAAACAGCGUGCAGGAAAAACCGUAAUGGGAUUCUUUUGGUUGCGGGCAGACUGAGUGCCACGUUUGCUUGUAGUUUGUAUGAAAGAAGCUGACUUGCCUGCAAAUACCUGCAAUAUGCCUGCAGUGAAACUUGAAAAAUUGAGUCGCACACCAGAAAUGGUGAUGGUUUGCUUUCAAAGUAAAAGCCUUAUUGCUGGAACGAACCAUUUUCAAAGGCUGAAACCUUUACUUUGAAAAAUCUCUAUUUCUGGUUUUCAUCACACAUUACAAUGUUUCACUACCACUUGAUGAGUAGUUUGCUGUUGUUUGCAGACAACUUCCAUGCGAACCUCUGGUGACCGCAGCAACCUGCCAGCAACCAAAGCAACUGCUAGGAGGUUCUGGUGCAGUAUCGUAUCCGUAUUUGCAACCUGUUUCCAACUAUCAUCUUUCACAUUACGAACCACUUACAAGUCCGUCUUGGAAUACAUGAAUUUCCCUAGCAACCAGCAGGUGACGGGGUGUCAAUGAUCAGAUUUAAAGCCUAAAUGACCGGGGCAUGAGCAAUUUAUUUUACAGUGAUUACCAGCAGGGGUGGAUCCUGGGAUUUAGGGCCCAGGAAAAUAAUAUAUCACUUUAUGCCCCCAAAGUGGAAGCCAUUGUUUCAAAAAUUAAUAGUUUUAAUGAUAAUGUUCUUUAUUUAUUUUACAUUGAUACACCACAUGCAAAUGCUUUUUGUAUGUAAAAACCACAAACACAUUAUUGUCUCUCAGAAAUGAAGUGCGCUAACCAACACUUGGUUACACUUGGAGAGGCAAGCAGCAUCUUUAAUUCUGAAUUCACUAUGAGUUUAAUUUCCAGCUGUCCCUCUUUUCUGGUUUGAGACCCAGACUUUGAUUUUAUCCACCCUAUCGUCUUACAUCUGUACCGCUCAGUGUCAACUAGGAGCUAAAAGUACCUGUUAAGUAAACAUUAUUUUAUGGUGAUAGGUUCAUUAUUUUCAUUUUUUU